Messenger RNA from Mirounga angustirostris (Northern elephant seal), 3319 nucleotides. RefSeq names its product tetrapeptide repeat homeobox 2 (gene TPRX2). Gene Ontology annotation, biological process: regulation of transcription by RNA polymerase II. The coding region runs from base 114 to 1277 and encodes 387 amino acids. Gene Ontology annotation, molecular function: RNA polymerase II cis-regulatory region sequence-specific DNA binding; DNA-binding transcription factor activity, RNA polymerase II-specific. Gene Ontology annotation, cellular component: nucleus. The transcript is spliced from 4 exons. The record is from RefSeq and is a predicted model, not a curated record. Lineage: Eukaryota; Metazoa; Chordata; Mammalia; Carnivora; Phocidae.
CAUUGUAAACCACGAGCCCCAGACUCCAGAAACUGGUGCUGAGAAUGUGCCCCGAGACGAAAUUAAACCACACUCGCGGUUGAUGUGGGGGUACUGGUGAGGUCAGCCUCGAGAUGCCCUUGAACAGAGAGACAGCUAAAGCCCAUUUUCUGGGUCAAAGGGAAGAUGUUUUUCAGAGAAAACCUACAGAGCAGUGGAUGGGAAAGGGGCUACCUUUCCAUGAAGUCCACCAGAGUCUCAGAAGAAUUUGGAAGAAAGAAGGAUCAUUCCCAGAAAUGUGGCCCAGAGAGAUCAGAACAAAAGGAACCAAUUUUCUAAAAAGAGACUGGAUCUUAUUUUCUUUGUUAUACACUCACAGUGCUCCUAACUGCUCUGUGGGGAAUUUGCAGGGAGUGCCAGGCCCCCCAGCACCCCAAAGGCUCCCAAGGCUCCGGAAGAAGCGCACAGUGUACCUCAAGGAGCAGCUUCAGGAGCUGAGGAAAUAUUUCACGAUGAACCGUUACCCGAGCUACGAGGAACGCCUCACCCUGGCGGCCAGGCUCGACCUGGAGGAACAUCAAGUGCAGGUAUGGUUCAAGAACCGCAGGGCCAACCACUCCAGGCUGCAGGGACUGCCCAAAGGGCGAGGUCAGGGAGCCCCUGCUGUGCCCCGGGGCCGUGGAGACCCCGCAUCUGUCCCUGCCCCUGUCCCCGCCCAGGCUCCGGUUCCGGUCCCUGCUCACCCCGCAUUCCCAGGGAUCCCAGGCAUCUCCAGCGUGGCUCAGCACAGCCCCACGCUGGUCCCUGCCCAGCAGGACCCAGAGCAGGGCUCCCGGGAGCAUGUCCCUGCCGCCCAGGCCCCUGUCCCAGCCCCGGACCCGGCCAGGCCUCAGGGCUCCCCUGCCUCGGACUUCUCUCCAGACCCCGUGCUGGCCCCCAAUUUCACAGGGCUCCUUUUGCCCCAAGACCCCUUGGAGGAAUCCUCUUUCCCCUUGAUGUCCGGUUCCCAAGAGGGAGAGGACCCUGCGGAUGACAGUGGUUCAGAAGCUGUUACUGGAUUUAUAGGGGAAUCUGUCCCCACAGAGUCCUGUAGUUCCCACGGGGCCAGAGGGGACGAGGGUGUCCUCCGUCUUCGUGCGUGGCCUCCAUGUGGGUGGGGACAGAGGUGGCGGGUUGGGCUGCACUCCGGAUUACUCCUCUGUGGAGGGAACACAGCCCCGUUCAUCCCACCUGCUGAGGUGGCAUCUCGUGUUCACUGUGGUCACCACACAUCAUGCUGCUGUGAGUGUCCCCACUGAUACUUAGGGCGCCCGUGGGCAUUUCUGCAGGAUCCCAGGUGUCCCAUAGAACCUCUGCUUCCCUUCCUCUGUUUGUUUCGUGGAUGCUCUGAGAGCUUUCUAAAGGCCUCAAGCAACCUCACUGGGAACUUAAUCAAAAAUUGCGUGAAAUCUAUAGAUGGUCUGGGGAUGAAUUGACAUCUUUACCAUACGGAGCGCUCCAAUCUAAGGAUAUUACUUAUUCAUUCAUUUGGUUGUUUACAAAGACUCUCCACCAAAUGUUCUUUUUUUUUUAAGAUUUUAUUUAUUUAUUUGACAGAGAGAGACACAGCGAGAGAGGGAACACAAGCAGGGGGAGUGGGAGAGGGGGAAGCAGGCUUCCCGCUAAGCAGGGAGCCCGACGCGGGGCUCGAUCCCAGGACCCUGGGAUCAUGACCUGAGCCGAAGGCAGACGCUUAACGACUGAGCCACCCAGGCGCCCCCAAAUGUUCUUCUUUAAGCACAGAGGUGAUAUAGACAUCUUUCUGGAGGUUUAGUUGUAGUAUUUUUUUUUUAAGAUUUUAUUUAUUUAUUUGUCAGAGAGAGAGAGCCCACAAACAGGGGAAGGGGCAGGCAGAGGGAGAAGCAGGCUUCCCGCUGAGCAGUGAGCCGGACAGGGGGCUCGAUCCCAGGACCCCGGGAUCAUGACCCGAGCCGAAGGCAGACGCCCAACCGACUGAGCCACCCAGGCGCCCCUUUAGUUGUAGUAUUUUAUCUCUUGUGCCUGACUUUUUAGAUGAUAAGUGAAAAUUUUAUUUUUCCAAUCUGUUUGUCCUGUAUGUAGGAUUCAGCUGAUAUAUUUACUUUGUAUCCAGGAACCUGGUUUAAUGCUUUUAAUUCUAAUGACUUAACCUGGACCUUGUUUGGGGGAUUGAUAACUUUGUAAUAAAGUUCAUGGUCCUCUUGUAAACACUUUCUCCUGAAGAGUCAGCUAGAGUUAUGCCUUUCUUUGACAUUCUCAACCACCCCUCCAGGAGAACCCCUCACCCCUUCUCUCGGCCCCUUUGUCUCCCCCUCCCCAACUUCUACCCCCUGUGGCCCUCCUGUCUCCUGGGUCUCCCCACAGCUGUUUCUCUGACCCUGUCCUGGUCCCAUUUGGCAAAUGCUCCAAUCCUCUUAAGCCAGGCCAGCCUCAGCAGAGCAGAGAGAGAAUUAGAUCAGAUUUGGGGGAGGGACACUCAUGUGAUCCGCUCUCCAGGCGGGUGUGUGUGUGUGUGUGGGUGGUAUGGGGAUGUGGAGACACUGCCAGGAUGUACUGAAAGCCCCUCCUUAUCUGACAGACCCUGGUAAGGAUGUACACACAAACCACCGAAACCCCACCCCAGUUGUCCCUGGGAGAAAUCUAAUUUUGCAUCUAUCCCAGGAGACGGAGCUGAGACAGGGAGAAUCCCUGAGGGCUUUUGGGGGGUGGAGGGGUAGGGGGUUAGAUGAGAUUCAGACUCACACCCUGGGCAGGGGGAGGGAGGCUGGUGACCCUGGGAACCCCCAGGCACCCAGCGGCCCCCACUGAAUGGCAAAUGGAUGGAUUUUGUAACAUUGGAGACAGUUUGCUUUUGCCCUGACUGGCUGCGCAGGAAGUGAGUGCAUUAAGUAGCACAGAUCCCUCCCUUCCCACCUUUCCAAUUACAUUUCACCUUUUACCUAAGCAGCCCCAGCCCCCCUGCCCCCCCCCCCACUGAAUCCAAGAACUUUUGUUAUCCCCCAGGAAACUUUCCUGGGCUGUGUCCGGACCAUCCCCAAGGGAAGCAUCUGGGCCUUCCACUCAGCUCAGGAAGGAGGCGGGGUGGGGGGAGUGGAUGGUAACUUCUCAAAAAGGCAGGUCUUGGGACUUCCCUAUAUCUAUUCCUCAAGGUAGCCCCAGAGCGAGAAUUUCUCUGUUUUCCAACUUGUAGCUAAAUAAAUAAAUAAAUAAAAAUUUAAAAAUGAUGGCACCGUGGAUCGUCCAAUCACGUGGCCAGCCGACACUGUUGAUCUGGUGGGACCCAUGGUGAUCCCUAUGAUCCAGAGUGCUCCCUCUUUGGUGG